AUGAAUAAUAACACAUGUAACAUCUUAACAAAUGAAACUCCAUCAGCUCAAUCAGAACUCUUACAGAAUGACACCUCUAAACAGCAAGAAAUCAACACUAAAUCAACAAAUGAGACAAUACCACACAAGGACAUCAACAAUCCACAUCCCACACAA
Messenger RNA from Acaulospora colombiana, 156 nucleotides. Lineage: Eukaryota; Fungi; Glomeromycota; Glomeromycetes; Diversisporales; Acaulosporaceae. The record is from the annotation of a GenBank genome assembly.